AGUGAUGAAGAGUGGAAGCCAAGUACGAGACUGCGAUUCAUACAGGCAGUCACAUGGAUCAACGUCUUCCUCACUGGAUUUGACUCGACCGUCGCAGCCAGCAUCUACACCAAGGUGGCAUCCGACUUUGGCGCCGCCAAUAAUGCUGUGUGGGUCAGCACAAGCUAUCUCAUCACUGCUGUCAGCUUCCAAGCCCUGUACGGCAGACUGUCUGAUAUACUUGGUAGAAGAGCCUUAUUCCUUUUUGGGACUACAGUCUUUUCCAUUGGGAGCUUGCUGUGCGGCGUGUCAAAUAGCAUGCUCGCUCUCAACAUCUCUCGAGCAAUCGCAGGAUUAGGAGGAGGUGGUCUGAUGACGAUGGCCACUGUCGUGCUUUCGGACAAUGUUCCUUUCAAGCGGAGGGGUCUCUACCAAGCGGCCAAUAACCUCAUGUAUGGCUUAGGAGGCGCACUCGGUGCCUCGUGUGGCGGCAUCGUUACACAGCUCAUCGGCUGGCGGUAUGUCUUCCUACUUCAGCUACCCUUGUCUCUAGCUGCGGUCUUGGGCGGUGCGCUGCUAGUCAAGGACCCAGAGGUGAUGCCACUUCCGCGCGAUGCUCCCAUCGACCUAGCAGGUGCGAUCACGCUCGUCGUCUCUGUCUCGGCACUCCUGCUCGCGCUAAGCAUGGGGGGAAAUGAAAUCGAGUGGUCUUCUUGGACCAGCAUAUCGCUUUUCGCCUUGGCAUUCUCUUGCUUUUACGUCUUCUUCCGCGUUGCGGAAGCGCGAGCGACUGCACCGAUUCUACCGGCAAGAAUGGUGUUCGGCAGCAGGCUCUCGAAGUCGAACGUGGCCACGAACUUCUUGUCAGGAGCCAGCAUCUAUGCCACUCUUUUCACCGUUCCUCUCUACUUUCUAGGCUGUCGACUUGAGGACACUUCUCGAGUCGGAAAGCGUCUGAUCCUGCCGGCUCUCGGAUUUCCCAUCGGCGCCAUUGCAGCCGGCUACGUCAUGUCCCGGUACGGCAAGCUUGGGACCCUCGUGCAGAUUGGCUGCGUGGUCUUGACUCUUGGCAGUCUGCUGCCUCUGCAGUUCGACUUGGAUGCCAGCGCCCCAACACGAUCCGGGGUCUAUUACUUUCUCCGGCUAAUCCCGGUACAGAUUGGUCAAGGCCUUAUCAAUCCCAGCAGUCUCUUUACGAUGCUCGCUGCAUUUCCUCAUCAAGAUCAAGCCGUCGCCACAUCUACUGUGUACUUGUGUCGCAGUCUUGGCAACGUCGCUGGUGUCGCAAUGGGCUCUGCUAUUUUGCAGAAUUGGUUGCGUGCCAAGCUACCAUCAGUGAUCGACGCUGCGUUGCCGGAUGCAAGCCCCAUCGAGAAGGCAAGAAUUGUGGAAAACGUUCGACACUCCACCGAUGCCAUACGAGAUUUGCCCGAUAGUUACAGGGGAGCAGUUACUGCGACCUACGGGCGCGGCGUAAUGGUCGCUCUGACUGCCGCUGCCGUACUUGCAGCUCUGUCAUUCAUUAGCAGCCUGUGGGCCAAGGGGGUGGGAUUGCAUAGA
Molecule: messenger RNA, 1539 nt
Organism: Ceraceosorus guamensis
Lineage: Eukaryota; Fungi; Basidiomycota; Exobasidiomycetes; Ceraceosorales; Ceraceosoraceae
Product: MFS general substrate transporter
Exons: 2
Biological process (GO): transmembrane transport; basic amino acid transport
Cellular component (GO): fungal-type vacuole membrane
Molecular function (GO): basic amino acid transmembrane transporter activity
Source: RefSeq, a predicted model, not a curated record